This is a messenger RNA of Knipowitschia caucasica, 360 nucleotides long. The record is from the annotation of a GenBank genome assembly. NCBI's taxonomy places the organism in Eukaryota, Metazoa, Chordata, Actinopteri, Gobiiformes, Gobiidae.
AUGGCUCAGAACCUCCAGCUCCUUCUGCUUCUUGGGACCAUAUCUGCCGUGCGGACAAAAUAUGUUUAUGUGGAGCAGAAAAAAACCUGGCUUGAAGCUUUAUCUGUUUGUGAGAGGGACUACACCACCUUGGCCCCCGUAAACAACGAACAUGACAUCGACCUUCUCCGAGAACUGGGCGUGUCGACUUCGGAAUACAUCUUGUUUGGACUUCAGAGGAACAGGGCCGACACGAGCAAGUGGAUAUGGUCUGGGGGUGGAGAGGUGACACGGUUCUUUUGGGAUGAAAACCAGCCUAAACCUUCUGAUGUUGUCAAGCCAAGCUAUGAUGAUCCACUGCCGAGAAUUAUGGAGCUAUGA